CAACAACACCAACAAGAGCAACCAAAGUCAUAGCAGCAGCAGCGACAGCAGCAGAAUAUAUAUUAAGACAACAAUUUCGAAAAUAUUGUGCACGUCGCCUGCAGCGACGUCAGCGUCGACGUUGACAGAGCGCAACACGCGCGCCUUCAAAACAUACUCACACACACAUAGGCAAAUAUACAUAUGCAAAUGCAUGUAAAAGCUAGCGGCGCAUCAAGCGCCAAGCAGCGCAGCGCCGUCGGCAAAUGCAGCAGCGCCUAAUUUGAAAGAAAGAUAAAGAUAGCGAAAAUAAAACCGGAAAAAUGCGCGAAAUCAAAUGAAGUUCAACCAAUUGUGCCAAAUUGUUAAUGUUCUAAAGAAAUAAAACGUAAAAAUAAUUUAAUUGAAAUAUUGAACGAAAAUGUAAAAGCUCGCCCAACAGUUUUUUUGUAGCAGCAGAAGAAACAACGUCAAUAAACCAUAGAGUGAACUAUCGAGCGUGUUAUCGAUAACUGUGCGAUGACCGAAUACGUAACGCCGAUGAUCAGCAGCGUGCUGAAAAAGUACCAAACGAGCGCUACGAAAAGUUUGCAGGGUCCCGCCGUGGCUCUAAUUAAAAAGGAAAUAAGCAGCUCACCUGAACCACAUGACCUGCACACGCAUGAGCCGGCAAACGCCAACGCUGGUUCCGCUGCUCACAGCGAACGGAACCAGCCGAUAUACGCAGCGCCGCUGCCGCUGCCGCCAGAACUGUCACAGCCCAUCCUAACGCAGCCGGACACCGACUGCGGCGAAUUGUAUGUGACGCGCUUGGAGGGCAAGGCGAUUGGCUGCUUCUCGAUGGGCGGCGAAAUGCGUUUGUGCCUGCCGCAGUUUCUGAACAAUGUGCUCAGCGAUUUCACUUUAGAUCAGAUCAAUGGCAUUUUCGAGGAUCUGGGCAUCUCCUGUUCGCAGUGCACGCCCGAGCAACUGGUCGAGUUCAAGGCCGCCAAGAUUUUGCCAUCGGAUGUGAAGGGCAGCGGCCUGAUCACACGCACCGAUGCGGAACGCCUCUGUGCCGCGCUCCUGCAUCGCUCCGAUCGGAACAGCUAUGUGCCCGUCGAGAGCCUGGGCAAGGGCGCCCUCAGCUUUCAGGUGUAUCACAAGUGCUUUGGCAAGUGCGAGGGCAUCUGUACGCCGGAUAUGUAUUCGUAUCAAAAGCCGACGUGCAUUCAGUGUCUCGAAUGCAAUUGCUGGUUUUCGCCACAGAAAUUCGUGGGUCAUGUGCAUCGCAAGGUGGAGAAUCGCACCUGUCAUUGGGGCUUCGACUCAAGGAAUUGGCAUGAUUAUCUUCAUGUGGCGCUCGAUGUCGAGAACCGAGAGAAAUAUCAACGUAUUUUGGAUCAGCUCAAGGAGGUGGAACUCAAGGAAAUGCACAAGGCGCAAUGCGAACUGGAUCACAAGAAGCGAAAGGUAAGGGCAUAA
This is a messenger RNA of Drosophila navojoa, 1443 nucleotides long. It is a transcript of the gene Snoo, whose product is annotated as Sno oncogene. Gene Ontology annotation, molecular function: SMAD binding; RNA polymerase II cis-regulatory region sequence-specific DNA binding; DNA-binding transcription factor activity, RNA polymerase II-specific. Gene Ontology annotation, cellular component: cytoplasm; transcription regulator complex; nucleus. Gene Ontology annotation, biological process: negative regulation of BMP signaling pathway. NCBI's taxonomy places the organism in Eukaryota, Metazoa, Arthropoda, Insecta, Diptera, Drosophilidae. The record is from RefSeq and is a predicted model, not a curated record.